AUGAUAAGGAAGGCAGGACAGCGCUGCUGCUCUGCAAACAGCUGAACCCCCUUUUGGAGGAGAGCAGGGACUGCCAGAGCACAAUACAGGACGGAGCCUCUGUGGGAGAGCGGCUGAAGAACAACAGGGCAGCCAAGGAGACCACAGAAAUCCUCUUCCCCCAAAUCCCCGAUUCCGCACAGAGAGAGGAGACAAAGAAGGUGCAGAGAGCAACAAAAGCAUUCUUUUGCUUUCAGUCCACCAGCAAAAGAAGAAGAAGAAGAAGAAGAAGAAGAAAAAAAAUAAGCAAGAUCAUUUUCUCUGAGAUCCAAAUCCAAGGAGAGAGGCGUGACGGGCACAGUUGCAUCUGUGAUCGGCGCAGCAUCUCCAGAACCAGCUGGAGGGAGCGUGGAACUGUACUGCAUGAAGGAUAAGUGCAUCUGGGAGAAGAAGCCCACAGAAACAGGAUGAGAGGGACUCUGAGGAUCACGUGGCUGCUACUUUCACUGAGCAUCUGCUCAGUGAGCGGCGACGGGACGACCUCCAAGCCAGAGGCGAGUUUGGCUACCACGGUGGUGACAGCAGGCGGCACGACACCGAAAAGCUCCGCUGCAGCCGUGACAUCUGUCGCUCCGACUGAAGGAAAGCCAACAACUGCAGCCCCGUCCGUGACGUCCGUUCAAGCAGUUGACAAAGCGACGGCAUCAACACAACGACCAGUCGCCACCACCACAACCAGAGACCUACCCGUCACGCCUUCUACGGCUGCUGCGACCCAGUCAGCCACCAAGGCAAGCGUCCCGCCCGCCCCGGCCAGCACCGCCGACCCUCGGACCGCCGUUACCGCCGCCGCCUCUUCGGCUCUCCCCACAGCCAAGGCGACGAGCCCCGCCACGGUGACCUCCGACCCCAAAAGCCAGGUGUCUGGCCAACAGCUGGCGACCACAAACGCUGGAUCCAGCGGAGGCCCCAAGCCGUCUCCCACUCAACCAGGAGACAAGGGGGCUCAGACGACACCCGAGAAGAUGGUGACCGUGACAGCAACUCCGUCAGCGCAGACCACGCCUGAGAGCGCCCAAACCAUGCCGACGACGAUAAAACGGGACAGCAGCACAGGUACCACUAGACCAAUCGGAGCAAACGCUGGGUGGCCAUCAGCUGGACCUACAAGCCCAAACUUGACAACGGAGAGGACGAUGACCUCCAGCCGAACUUCUACUGUAGGAGACUCGAAUGUCAUACCCACAACCCAGACCCAGGGAACCACCAGUACAGCACCGGCUGAGACGACGGUGUUUAAGUAUUCUCUAAAUGACCCAAAGCUGCAUCAAAACCCAACCCUGGUGGAUUUGUGCACGCCUUUCAUAAAAAACAUGCAAAACGCAACCUGCACCCUGAAGCUGGAGAACGGAGAAAUCCUCUACGACAGUUUGGAGGUUACCGGCAAAGUCGACGCCAGCCUCGUCAAGGAAGAAUACAGAAAGAUCAAGGAAGCCACCGCCCAAAAACAGACGGACAACAAAACUCUGGUGGCCAUCCUGGUGUCGUGUGGCGCGCUGCUCCUCAUGAUCAUCAUCCUUGGCUUCUGUGUGUCCCAUCGGCGCAAACCGUACAACGAGAACCAGCUCCACCUGACGGACGAGCUGCACACGGUGGAGAACGGUUAUCACGACAACCCCACGCUGGAGGUGAUGGAGGGUCAGCCGGAGAUGCAGGAGAAGAGCAUGGCGCUGAACGGCGAGUUCAGCGACAGCUGGAUCGUCCCCAUUGACAACCUGAUGAAGGACAUGCCCGACGAGGAGGACACCCACCUGUGAGGCCGAGGCGACUGGAACCAGUUUUCCUCUUUCCCCUAUCACUCCUGAUAUCGCACAGAACAGAGUUCCUGAUCGGCGCCGUCUGAGGCACUGCUGUUGUUUGGGACAGUGGCAAAAUCUAACAUAUUGGACUAUAUCGUAAAUCUUCCCAAGAUCUAUCACUGAUCAGAUACUAAGACAGCAAUUGUCCAAGGUUUGGCAUAGUUAAUUUUCAGCCCCCCAAUCAGUGGAGCUUGCAUGCACAUCACCGCCUGUUGCAGCUGUAUGCAGAUUUAUAAGAUGUCCCACAAUUCAUUUGUCAAAUAUCAGUGAGCGUCUCACUCCACUUUUUGAAAUGGGGCAAAAUUGCUACUCAGGCUUGCACCCAUUUACCUAGCAGCCCAUAAGGGUGUCUGCUGUACAGGCUGGACCCCACCUCCCCUUGGCUGUAGUUCCAAAUGUGCAAUAAAAAACGUCGUCAGGGCGCAACUUUGAAACACUUCUUAUGAGUGCUUGUGCCGCCCACAAUCAGAUGCCGCUCUGGGUGAAGAGCCGUGUCAAAAACCACCGCUGCCCACUCAGAAAAACAUAAAUCAGUUAUUACACCUGCAAUAUAUAUUUUUUUU
Molecule: messenger RNA, 2401 nt
Organism: Fundulus heteroclitus (mummichog)
Lineage: Eukaryota; Metazoa; Chordata; Actinopteri; Cyprinodontiformes; Fundulidae
Gene: podxl
Product: podocalyxin-like
Exons: 8
Coding region: 447-1796 (449 amino acids)
Biological process (GO): regulation of microvillus assembly; cell migration; positive regulation of cell-cell adhesion mediated by integrin
Cellular component (GO): microvillus membrane; apical plasma membrane
Source: RefSeq, a predicted model, not a curated record